CCGCGAUCGCGAGAGGCGCGCGCCUGUCGGAGGCUGCGUGCCCCUUGACGACCGACGCCCGACAUUGACAACCAUCCGCCAAGGACGACCGGAUCGUUGGACGUUGUUGUGUGGUUGGAUUUUACGUGAUCUUCGCAGGCUUCGCGUUGUCUCAGCUGUUGUCCUGGAUCGGGCGAGUGAUGCGCGCUGCCUCCAUGAGGCAAGUCUUAUUGUGGGCCGGUAGAAUGCUGGCAGCUGCCAGCCGACAUCGCACCAUUCGUCAGGAACGGUCACAGCCGCUGUCGAGUCGUCGACUUCUUGCUCCUUCGAGUGUGCGUUGUGCGUGUCGGGCACCUAUAGUCUACGUGGCCGACCGAGCAGCACGGAACGAAGAGGCUGGGGUGUGUGCGUAGCUAUAGCUAUGAUGGUCGUCGGAUGGUCAACAUUAGCGAGCACCGAUUCCUUAGCCGUGCCUCAGUACCGGGCGACCUCGACCCCGUAGAACUUGGUGGCGUGCGCCGUGCGGGGCCCCCUCUUACUCUAUCACUGGUGCGUGGUGUCUACGAAUCUCCAAAUGCUCCGCUAAACAACUUCUAGGAGGCUCGUAC
Molecule: messenger RNA, 587 nt
Organism: Rhodofomes roseus
Lineage: Eukaryota; Fungi; Basidiomycota; Agaricomycetes; Polyporales; Fomitopsidaceae
Exons: 2
Coding region: 180-392 (70 amino acids)
Source: RefSeq, a predicted model, not a curated record